Cephus cinctus (wheat stem sawfly) is the source of this 1663-nucleotide messenger RNA. RefSeq names its product S-adenosylmethionine mitochondrial carrier protein-like. Bases 135 to 1040 code for a protein of 301 amino acids. Gene Ontology annotation, molecular function: S-adenosyl-L-methionine transmembrane transporter activity. Lineage: Eukaryota; Metazoa; Arthropoda; Insecta; Hymenoptera; Cephidae. Gene Ontology annotation, cellular component: mitochondrial inner membrane. The record is from RefSeq and is a predicted model, not a curated record. The transcript has 7 exons.
CACUUUCAUCUAGAUUUUCAUUAACUUUCGCGAUGACGAUUCAUCCGGUUAUUGCACUACGUCGAGAAGCUACUAUUGCAUUUCAAUUAUGAUAAAAGUUUCAUCAGUAUAUUCGAUGUACGUAUAGUGUUUAAAUGGGUAUGUUUCACGAGCAAACAACAGGGCCGAUGGCCGAACAGGCAAGAAACAUCUUACUUUCAUCUUUAAUCUCAGGUGGAGUGGCUGGUAUGGUAUGUGACUUAUUACUCUUUCCCCUGGAUACUCUAAAGACUCGUCUACAGAGCCAACAUGGAUUCACCGAGUCUGGUGGUUUUAAAAAACUCUAUCGAGGUGUAGCACCGGUUAUGAUAGGAUCUGCACCUUCAGCGGCUUUUUUUUUCAUCGCCUAUGAUGGAACUAAAGAAAUUCUGCAGCCACUUACGCCACCACAGUAUCAUGCGAUUGUACAUGCAGGAGCAGCGUCCGUUGGUGAAUUGGUUGCAUGCUCAAUUCGGGUACCUAUGGAGGUAAUUAAACAAAGGAAACAGGCGUUGCUAACGGAUACUGCUAGAAUGGGUUUGCGAAUGCUUUACAGAGGAUAUGGGAGUACUGUAUUGCGCGAUUUGCCCUUUACACUUGUUCAAAUGCCUCUCUGGGAAUAUCUAAAACUUUACUGGAAACGGCACGUAUCUCAUGAGUGCACACCUUUGGCGGGAGCUAUCUGCGGUGCUGCAUCGGUUACAAUAUCUGCGGCUGUCACUACGCCCCUUGAUGUGGCCAAAACAAGAAUUAUGUUGUCAUGCUCUUCACUUAUGAAAGAUGAGAUUAAAAUAUCCACAAUGUUGAAGGAGGUCUAUCGAGAAGCUGGUUUUAAAGGAUUGUUUGCUGGGUUUUCACUGAGAGUCUCUGGCUUCACUUUGGGUGGCUUUUUAUUUUUUGGGAGCAACAACGAAAUCUUCUGGGUUCUGUUGAUAAUUCGAAAGAUUCUUCUUCUAAUUUCUUUAUGUUGUUUGGGUUCGAUACAAAAUCCUGUGCGAUUUCUUGAAAUAGUUCCGCUAUAAAAAGAAGAAUUACAUGUAUGUAGAGUAUCAAGUACACAAAAAAUAAAUAUAAUUCUUACCAAUAUUCUCGCCUGUUUUGCUAGAUGUUACAAAAAACUUGGAUUGUAUGCCAUCAGCAAAUCUCUGAAUUACUUCAAUAUCUGGACAAGCUUGUUUAUCUUCUGACAAUACAUCUUUUUUUGUUGCACAAAGGUAAACCUUACAAUCUUGUUCAAUACUUCUCAAUUCCCUCAUCCAAAAUUUAGCUUUGUUCCAUGAAUGAAGAUUGGUAACAUCAUAGCAAACUAUUGCAGCCUUAGCACCACGAUAAUACAUUUUCACCAUUGCUUCAUAUCUACAUACAAGUGUAUUAGCAAAGUAAUCAUAUGAAUCAUACACAUAAAGUUUACAGUCAAUAGGAAUAAUUUACCUUUCACUACCAGCAGUAUCCCAUAUACCGAGUACAAACUUUCUACCACCAACCUCCAUUUGCUUAGCUGCGAAAGCAGCUCCGAUGGUCUACAAUUAAAAAUGUUGCGUUUUUUUAUUUAAGCACCAAGAAUUCUUAAUGUAAAUUGCAUUUUCAUUGUUCCAUCAUUUUUGUAUUAGAACACCUUAAUUUAAUAAAGUUUCAUUGUACUGAA